AGGUCACGUCGAUUGAACAAUAGGGUCGAAGAUUCAGAGCAGAAACGCAGCGGGCCAAGACGCCUGGACGUAAUAUUACCGAACAACUGAUCACUUCAUAAAAGUGAUCCGGGUAAAAAUUUAGCAAAUGUACAUGAAAUCUACAACCAGGCGUUGAGAAAGGGCAGCGUUAAGAAUGGCAAGAAUCGCCGUGGUCAAAGCUAGGCGCAACUCUGGGUACAAGCUAAUUAGCUGUCUUGGACUCCGGCUAAUUCACAUCAAGCUUCUGGGUGAGGAUACUGAAUUAAAAGAAGAAAUUAACACGGUUCCAUAAUGGUUACCAAUCGAAGAUGCGAAGUAAGUGAUUUUCCAAAAGACAGAAUCAGCAAUAGUCACACUGAGCCUUCACAACCUGCUUGGCCACACCGUGGCUGUAUCGUAGGAAUAUGCCUGCUCCAAACUCAGCUAGAAACCUGCUGUGAUCCCUCUAAAAGGUUCAUGGUAAACGUGAGUGUCAGCCGCCGCUAUGUUAUAAGGAAGUAAAGGAUCUGCAAGUGCCAGAGAUGAGAGGCUCAGGUUGCUCAACUCAUACUUUGUGCAAUCUUGGUAGAAGAUACUCAAGAAACCUUUGGCAAAUGACGGAGGCUAAAGUUUAAUAGAAUGUCUGUAGAGAUUCAGACCGGGAAUAGUAUGCUGGAUUCGUACGUGGUCAUACGCAGUAUCUAGAAGGAAGCAGGACAUCCAGAGGUCCAGAAUCCAAAUCUAAACGGUCGAUAGGAAAUGUGAUGGCGAGCACGUAAAGGAAAUAUGGAACAUGCUGGUGAAGUGAAGCCUUUCUGGCCUCAGCCUGGAGACAUAAUCAUUCGAGACAUAAGAAAUGUGGAUGUGGCUAAAUACUCUCAAAUAAUUUCGAUUGAAGGCCUGGUCGAACUCUACAAAGACGAGUUCUUCUCCGUGAGAAGUAUCACUGAUGACGAGUGUGCACUUUCCUCGUUUAACAACCUUCUCUUCCGGCCCGGAGACCACGCACUGCGCAUCGGGGAAUUCAAGUUUCCCACUCGGAAAUGGGAGGAUCACAAAUAUGGAGAGCUCUUCAUCUACUGGCCAGACUUUCACUCCAAAGGUCCCUGGAUUCGUGUACCGAGUGUCUUCCGACUGGACCAUGGACUCAGAUUCCAACCUCCGACAAAGUUCCAACCCUCCGACAACGAGCAUCCCAUGUCAGCUUCAUAUAUUUGCAACAAGUUUCAGUCGGGGGAGUUCCACUGGGCAGAGGGGGACAUCCUCGUUCGCAAAUUCGAUCUGUACAGACAACCUGAGGAAGAGGAGUGGAACGAAGAGUCCGGAAUGAGUCCUAGAACGUGGUGGGAGCAGCAAGAGAAGAUAAAAACCGAGAUUGAAGAAUGGAACGAAAGAAACCCUUGGGAAACUUUGCUGGGAGCUGGUCAAGUGUUGGCAGAUUGGAAUAUGGAUCUCCUUCACAUCGGCGACCUGAUAGUGCGCGUUCGGGCCCAACAUGGUCCUCGGUACAGGCAUGAAUACAAGACGUAUAGCACCCGACUCGAUGUCGAGGCGUUUCUCCACCUGGGAGACAACAGGUGGAGGAACGUGGGUAGAGAUGGAUUCUCAUUUGAUUUCCAUCGUGGCAUACGAGAUGUAAAGAACAUUCACAGAAAAUAUCCCUCGCUCAGCAACAUUCCUCAGCCCGGGGACAUCAAAAUUUCGCUGGAUCGACAAUUUCAGGCCUUCGAUCCCAUCGUAGGUCGAGGUGGGUACAUUCAGCUGCAUCAAAACUGUCCAACUGUGGGUGCUGAACUUCCGGGAGAUUCCGAAGGCUGCAAAUAUCAAAGGCAAUGGGCGAACUCGGGAAACCCCAUCAUCUUAAGAAUGGGGCGAUUUGAACACUGGCGCAGGCCGGUAUACAUUUACCAGGUGCACGAGCAACCCUGGGUUUGGUUCUCGAACAACAAUUUUGAGCUCUAUGGCCGCCAUCCAACAGUUCUGGGCUCCUGGAUGCUGCUCUCGAGCGCAGACAAGUCUUAUCCAAUCCGCCCACCUGAACAACUCACUCUUGAACCGUGGGAAAGAUUUGAGCGACAGCCAUACACUGGUCGGCAUUCAGUCCUGGAUGAAUCCUCGAAACUUCGAUUGAACGAGGUCGCCCCUAAAUUUGCACCCAGGGAGAGGGAUGUUGUCAUUCGGCAGGACAUAAAUAACGACACCUUCGGACACAAGAAUCGCAAAGUGUUUCCAUGGGUACCUAGACGGCCGCUCUAUGGGGGAGAUCUCCUCGUACGCUUCGAGGACAAUGCCUCCAUGCCACAAUCAGGUUUCUCCUGGAAGUUCACAGUGGAGCUUUAUGCCACGGUGAUGAAUGAAGAGAACCAGCAAGUUUUCAUAUUUAGAGGUCGUGAUCAAGUCUUCUACGGAGAAACUCUUCUACGUGGAGAAAUUUGUUCUACUUGGUACCGACACAUGGUUGUUCGGCCUGAGCCUUUCUUUUUGGACCGAGAACUUGAGAGACGAAAAAGAGCUUCAGAGAAAGCAGACCGAGUACAAAAGCCUGUCACAGCUAUGCUCAGUCAAUCGAAUCCAUUACUUGCUUCGGGUGAUUAACAAUUUUGUACAUGUGAUGGUGAAGACAUAGAUCCUAUGUCGUAUAGAAUCAUCAUUCUUUGCAGAUAGAAGAUGACCUCUGCAUUAAUCAUUUCUCUAAGAUUGAUGCCUCAAACUGCCAGAAGGAGAUUGCUUUCCCUCUUUAUUCGAACAUUAAUUUGUUGACACUCGUUCUUCAUGGAGCAAGAAUGCCACUGCUAUACAUCAAAAGAGCACAGUGAGGGAGUUAAACCAUGUGAAACAAACACAACAUGAAAAUUGCACCCGAGUGCAUAAAGGCGUACUCUGCUCAAAUAUGAGAAUCUCACAAAUCUCCAUUCUACAUGCUUCAAAAUACAUGAGCUUUGUUAAGUAAAAGCUCCGAAGGGUGGAGUUCCUUGAUUCGACAUCUUCGACACUGCCAGGAAUCUUUGACUUGAUAAACUUCAAAUAUGUGUCGACAACAUGCUGGAAAUGUUCAAAAUGGUGGCCCAGUUAUUCAAAUAUCUGAUUUACCGAGCUAAUGCUUAGGGCUUUAGUUCCAUCAUUCUACAUCCAAAUCUUGAUACAAGCUAUUAGGGUUAGGGUAUCGUUGUACAUAGCUACUUUACAGAGAAUAUAGUCAACUUAUUAGGAGAGAAGACUAUUGAUCUAUAUCAG
This is a messenger RNA of Marchantia polymorpha subsp. ruderalis, 3234 nucleotides long. The record is from the annotation of a GenBank genome assembly. NCBI's taxonomy places the organism in Eukaryota, Viridiplantae, Streptophyta, Marchantiopsida, Marchantiales, Marchantiaceae.